AAGGAGCUGAAGAAGCUUGGAAAUGCGGCUGGUGAAGGGCUCGAGGAAGAGAGCUUGAAGGACAAGCACUGGGUCAUUGCCACGGGCCUCGCUUACGCCUCUGAUGGCCUGGUACUGCUGACCAACGACGGCAUCUUUGCGGAGACCCUGGCCAGUGCCGAGGGCAACAUCCUGUCCGCCUACGACGUUAAGAUCCAAGGUGAUCCUCCGGUGGAGCUCCUCCACAAGUGGCGAACCGGUGCAAAGGCCGGCGGCGUGAGGUAUGGACGAGUGUGGUGCAGCAUGACAAAGCGCACGGGCGCCACAAGCAAGUUGCGGGUGAAGUAUGUGGAGUCGCCCGAGCGGCCGAUCGACAUGCUUUUGGAUGCGCACGGCAUGCGUGUGCAGACGAUCCGGCGCUACGCCUUCGGACC
Symbiodinium sp. CCMP2456 is the source of this 413-nucleotide messenger RNA. The record is from the annotation of a GenBank genome assembly. Lineage: Eukaryota; Dinophyceae; Suessiales; Symbiodiniaceae.